AUGUUCGCAAAGGUUUCUCAAUAUAAUCAGCAGAAUGUCGUAUUGGAGAUCGACUUCUCUGGAUUAUUCUUCGGGUAUACCGAAUUGACGAUCGUACCCACGAGCAAGGAUUUGAAAACGAUAUAUCUGCACUCGCGACAAUGCACCAUAACUUCUAUACAAGUUGGUGGAUACAAUGUGCAAGAUUGGAUCUAUCAUGACCCGCUUUCGAACGUUGUUAUGUCGGAUAUUACCGACUGUCACCGACAUCCGGAGGUCAAACGAAAGAUGUAUUCAUCGCUUGCGGAGUGCGACGAAGGAGAGCUUGCUAUUCCGAUUCCGAGGCAGGUACCAAUAAGAAGUUCCGGACAGGUGGCGGGCAUGCUGAACGGCGAUACUGGGAUGCUAGGGCCACAGUCUCCAGCCCAUGCCAUCCCUCUGACUCAGCAAGCCUCAUCAGAGUUUGCACCUAUUCAAGUUCGCAUCAGCUACUGUUUGAAAAAUCCCGUUGAAGGGAUUCAAUUCAUUUUGCCUAGUGAUGCGUAUCCUUAUCGUGUCCCGCACAUGUAUACGACCUCUUCAUCGCCUGACGCAGCGAGGUGCUGGAUUCCCUGCCUCGAUAGUCUUUGGGAAAGGUGUAUAUGGGAUUUCAAGUUUAUUGUACCAAAGACACUGGAAGGCACAACGGAUGACAUGGACGUGGAUAAUGACGACCUGAAUGUUACUCCAACAGUCGUUCUCGCCCAUCCGAAUAAUGCCAAUAAAGUGAUAUAUCACUUUAAACAGGAUGUCCCAACUUCCGUUCAGCACGUUGCUUUCGCUGCAGGGCCUUUCUGUCACCAUCAGAUACAGCUUGGACAAGAACAACGGAGUGGCCAUGCUGAAGAAACUGUCAAUUCUCAGAUUCGUGUAGAUACGUUCUGCCUACCUGGGUACGAAUCUUCCCUGUCCAAUAUGGCGUCAUUCGUGCGGUCAAGCUUGAAUUCCUACAUCACUGAUUGUGGAUCAUAUCCCUUUGGCUCGUACACAUUACUAUUCGUGGAUGAGCUAUUGUCGCAGCGAGUUGAUAGUGCAUCCUUGACGAUCGUUUCGUCUGAUUUACUUCACGGGGACGACGCCAUAGAUCAAGUCUACGAAUCACGUCAGGUUCUCUUGCAUGGCCUUGCCUGUCAGUGGGUAGGAAUUAGCAUUAUUCCGAAGACUUGGUCGGACCUAUGGCUUGUGAAUGGGUUGGGCCUCUAUAUUGCAGGCCUUUGCUUUAAGAAGCAUAUGGGUAACAACGAAUACCGGUUUCGCCUGAAGAAGGACGUAGAGCGAGUAUUGGAACUUGAUAAUGGAACUAUGCCUCCAAUCUGUCAACCAGGAAGUAUGGAGCCUCCUGAUGCAUCGACACUUGCUUUCAUCAAUUUGAAAGCCCCUCUUGUGCUACAUAUCCUCGAUAGACGCCUUGGAAAAUCCGGAACAUCUCUUGGCCUGUCCCGCGUCUUGCCAAAGAUUUUCCUUUCGGCUACCGCUGGCGAUAUGGCACAGAAUUGUUUAUCAACGCAUUUCUUUUUGCGGACAUGUAGGAAGGUCAGCGGCGUUGACUUGCGUUCGUUCGUUGAUCAGUGGAUACACGGCAGUGGAUGCCCUCAGUUUAGCUUCCUUGCUACGUUCAAUCGGAAGAAGAUGGCUGUCGAGAUUCAGAUGCGCCAAGAGUGUCCGGCGUACGCAAUUCAUCAGAACGACCCGAUAUCGAACUCGUUACUGAAGCCAGUUCCAUUCUUUGAGGGCCAGAUGACCGUUCGGAUCCACGAAGCUGACGGAACGCCUUAUGAACACGUGCUCGACAUCCUUUCGCCGAUCAAGCGCUUUGAAGUGCCAUUCAAUACAAAAUACAAACGGGUGAGGCGAAAUACCAAACGGUAUCUUGCACGUCAGGCAGCGGCGCAAGCGGCUGCGGAAGGUGAUACUGAGGCUGCUGAGGCCAUGGGGAUGGUCGACAUGAGCUUUGGCCUGGAAAUUUGGGAGAAUGAGGAGGAGCGCGAGAAAUGGAAGGUAACAGACUGGACAGAGGAAGAAGAGCAGGCAAUGGCAGGCGCUACGUAUGAAUGGAUCAGGAUGGAUGCAGAUUUUGAGUGGAUCGCACGAAUACAGUUUGAACAACCGGAUUAUAUGUGGGUUUCCCAGCUUCAAAGAGACCGAGAUGUAGUUGCACAGGUGGAGGCUGUACAUGCACUAGCUCGGCAGCCGACCCCUAUCGUAUCUAGUACAUUAACGAAAACGGUCCUGGUGACGAACUACUUCUUCCGCGUUAGGUGUGAAGCAGCUUUGGCGCUUGUCAAUUGCGCUUCUCGUAGGCUCGACUUCGUUGGGUUGUUCCACUUAUUCAAACUAUUUCUGCGAUACUGCUACGAGCCUGAGGACUCUAGCCAAGAUUUGUUUUCCCACAAAUUCGUUCCUCGCCCUAACGAUUUUUCCGAUGUUGCGGAGUAUUUCGCUCUCGUCAAUGCUAUUUCUCAAGUGCGAUUUGAGAACGGCAAGACUCCACCUGAAAUUCGACAAUUUUUUAUUGACCAGCUCCGAUACAACGACAAUACCACUAAUGCUUAUUCUGAUGCAUACUACAUUGCCUCCCUCAUAACUGCGCUGGCUUGUGCAACCAUCUCAACAGCUCCUCCUGAGCGAGGAGAGCUCACCAUGUCCGUACCAAAGAACGAUAUAACCGGAGAGGAUCAUCAAUUACUGCAAGCCGCUAUUACAGAAGUUGACCGGUAUCGAAGCAUGGACCGACUCAUUCCAUCGGUGCACAAUGUAGUCACUAUCGCUUCGCUUGAAUUCCACAUCAUGCUUGCUAUGGCAAAUCUCAUUCCGAGCGAUCCGAAAAUUUUCCUACUCUGCACUCGGGAGGGUAAUGCGACUCAAGUUCGCCUUGCCGGUUUUGAUGGAUUGUUCCUUACGAAGUGGUAUACACCGAAGAUCAUGACUUAUAUCUUUGCGGUCAUUGCAAAUGAUUCAUCGCGAGCAGUUCGACGACAAGUUGCCCGUAAUAUGUGCGAGAGUUUGGCCUUACUUGCGUCAAUUGGCGAGAUCAAAGCUCCUGCAAAAGAGACAGAGUCUCUUCUUAUUGAGGAAGACGGCACUGCGCCAGAUAAAGCGAAGGAGAGCAAGAAAUCAGAGGUGGACCUUAUGAUUCGCGCUCUGCGAAAAGAUAGGGAAGUUGGAAAGAGCGACAUAUUGCGAACAUGUGUCAUGCCCGUUAUACUCGACCCGCAAGCUGAUCUCGAUGUGCGACUUUGUAUGCUCAAGCUCGCAGAUUUAGUUGUCCGAGGGGCAGAUGAACCUCUACCGAAGAAUACCAUCCAUCUACCUCCGACUCCAGUUACUGAAUCUCCCCCUGUCGUUCCGAUGCAGACUCCGAGCAGUAUCAAGAUUGCUCCUAAAGUCUCAAAGCCUCAGAUAAAGAUUGGGCAGCGGAAACAGAGUUUGGCCACGCCAUCUACGCCAACUCCAUCUACGUCCCAUGCUCCUUCGAAGUUGCGCUUGGCACCGUCUGGUUCUACUAUGCCUCCCGCCUCUGUCGAUACGGAGAAUAUCGCACCAGCUGCAGAAUCAAGGUUCAAAGAGCCGCUUCCCCCGCUUCUACCAUCCAAAGCAGCUCCAGGUUCGAAGAAGAAAGACAAGCCUAUCCCGAAGUCUCAAUCUGGUGGAAUGAGCAUACAGGAUGUUAAAGCUUGUCAAGCUGCAUUAAAGCGGCUUAACACCUGUAAAGCCGCAUUUCUCUUCUUGCAGCCUGUCGAUCCUAUUCGAGACAAAGCCCCUGAUUACUUCGAUGUCAUUAAAAAUCCAAUGGACCUACAGACAAUGGGCCACAAGUUGCAGAAUGGGAUGUACAAAAAUCGACAGGAUCUUGAGUCAGACUUUCGGUUGAUGAUCCGGAAUUGCCGUACAUAUAACCCGCAGGGGUCAUAUGCUUACAAUGAGUCUGUUGCUCUUGAGACUUUCUUUGAUAAAGUCUGGACAAAGAUAAAUGCUACUGUGACGUCAGCAGAAAAGGCUGCUCCUAAGUUCGAAGCUGCUGCGAAGCCCUCGAUACCUCCAGCUCCCGCGCCUGUUGAAGAUACGAAUGUUAUAGCCCCAGAGCCCACUUCAUCUGCACCUAAGUUGAAACUGAAGCUUGGUCCAAGCCAACCAGCGGCGAACACAGAGGCUUCCAAAGCGGGACCGCUUAAGGCUAAGCACCCUCCGAAGCCUCGUAAACCAAAGACGGUUGAAAAGGCGACUGACAUGCCUCCGCCCCCAUACAUUGAUGACGGGUCUCACGAUCUACUACAAGAAGUCAUUGCGAUGGAGGAACUUGAAAAAUCACCAACCAAAUCGUCGAGUCUGAAAUCGCGUAAAGUCGUCGAAUUGGAUGCAGAUGAAGAGCUUCUGCGACUUGCAAGCCCCGAACCAAAGGUUGUACCCGAGCACUCGAGUGUGGUCGAGAAGCAUCAUUCUCCAGCGGCACAUUCAACCCACUUGCCCAUAUCCUCACCGAAACCUGCCCCGACUCCAGUAAAGCCAAAGAAACUGACGGAGAGACCCGUGCAGCCUUCCAAAUCUGUCAAGGGAAAAGAGAAGGAGGCAGAUAUGGUUCCUCCCGCACCUUCUUCGCAAGCCUCUUCAGUAGCUCCUUACAGGCCGAAAAAAUCUCGUUCUGCGACGCCCAUGGCAACGACGAGUACCACGGUACCGAUCAACGAAGCCAAAUGCCGCGAUCUUUUGAGGAUUCUCGUAGGUUUACCUCAGUCAUUCUUCUUCAGGGAACCUGUGGACCCAAUACGAGACGGCUGCCCAACUUAUUAUGACGAAAUCAAGAAUCCCAUGGACUUCGCAACGAUUAGCGGUCGCCUCAAAAAGGGUCAUUACUCUACUAUGGAAGAAUUCGGUAGCGAUAUCGAACUCAUAUUCGCGAAUUGCCGCCAAUUUAAUCCACCAGGCACGCUCCCUGUGAUAAAUGCAGAGUCUGUCGAAAAGGUGUUUAGGAGAGAAUGGCCGAAAGCUGUGGAGAAAAGGCUAUCUUUCAAGGAGAAGCGGGGUCUCAUGAGCGCUAUGACGAAGCUCAUGAACGAUGUCGCGUGGUUUGCCUUUUGGGAACCCGUCGACCCCGUUGCACUGCAGAUUCCGGACUAUCACGAUGUCAUUCCGAAACGUGAUGCGAGGGACCUUCGAACAAUUCGUAGCAAGCUUGAGACGGACAAGUACGAUUCGAUUGAAGCCUGGGAAGCGGACAUGAAUCUGAUGGUUGAUAAUGCAAUCAAAUUCAACGGGCUCGAGAGUGAAGUGGGUCAGACUGCCGUUCGCAUGAGGGAUAAGAUUCGCGAAGAGUCAGCACGAGUGCGGACUCAGAAGAAGCGUCCUGCGACGGGUGAUCUACGAGAAAAUUCAGAUCAGGGUAACGCGAAGAAAGCGAAGCUGAGCUAG
Molecule: messenger RNA, 5424 nt
Organism: Fomitiporia mediterranea MF3/22
Lineage: Eukaryota; Fungi; Basidiomycota; Agaricomycetes; Hymenochaetales; Hymenochaetaceae
Exons: 17
Coding region: 1-5424 (1807 amino acids)
Biological process (GO): transcription initiation at RNA polymerase II promoter
Cellular component (GO): transcription factor TFIID complex
Molecular function (GO): RNA polymerase II general transcription initiation factor activity; metallopeptidase activity; chromatin binding
Source: RefSeq, a predicted model, not a curated record